AUGCGGUUGAUGUCCCUCGAGAUUGGCCUUGCUCUGAGCAAGAAGAAAGGUCUCAAACGGCUGCUUGAAAAUGGCGACGAACGCGGUGAUAGGAAGACCUCCUUGCCCGAGCUUUCAGAUAUUCUUCGACCCAAGAAUGCAGGUCUCUACGAGAUUACUUUCGACAUUAUCUUCUACAGCAUGGACUGCCAAGAUCAUACGUAG
Rhinocladiella mackenziei CBS 650.93 is the source of this 204-nucleotide messenger RNA. RefSeq lists its product as uncharacterized. NCBI's taxonomy places the organism in Eukaryota, Fungi, Ascomycota, Eurotiomycetes, Chaetothyriales, Herpotrichiellaceae. The coding region runs from base 1 to 204 and encodes 67 amino acids. The record is from RefSeq and is a predicted model, not a curated record. The transcript is spliced from 2 exons.